GCAACUGGCAGGCUCGCCCCCUGAUUGGUCAGAGCGCGCCUGGCUCGCGACGUGAUUGGUCGGAGGCGCCGCCGCCAGCUGCUACAUAGACGCGGCCGGGAGGACAUUUUGUUGCUACUCGGACUGCAGUCGGCGAAGAGAGAAGAAGGAGGCCACGGCUUCUUUGUUGUCUUUUUAAAGGAGUGUGUUGAAAUAAAAAACAUCACUGCGCUUCCCUUUCGACGCCAACAGAAGGGAUUCUGAGUCCACAGUAACCCAGACGAAAGGCUUUGACCAACCAAGCCUGAAGAAGUCGGUGCCCGACUUCGCUGACUACGUGCGCCGGGGUGAAUUCAUGUUCAGCUCGGCUCUACGACCAAACGACGCCCAUUGGCACACAACAACCAGACGAAGCACCGCGACGGGACAAAAGCAGCCCGAAGCCCGCAGGAGACGACCCAACAGCCGGAGGCCGCUUGGAGGCGAAAGACUGAAGACGACGACGAAGAGGGGCUUUCUUUUCCCGUUCGUGGCAACAAAGAGGUGACACUCAGUUUGGCAGCAUCAUGGGUGGUGGAGGCGGAGAGAGAAUCAACAUUCCAGGCCCUCACCACGAACGCCCCAAGAAGAAGAACCAUCAGUUGGGCCGGGCCAAGCCGAGAAGCCCAAGCGGCGCCGUCGUGGCUGCGUCCGCCACAGGGGGUGCCGGCGUCCUCCACCGCAAGGGCGCCGUCUACCACAGGUCCCCAGAGGCCGACAAGGGCGCGGCCGUCCGAUUUGCCGUGUACGAGCAGAACUGGGAGGGGGCCGUGUCCCACCUGAACACGCUCCUGAUCGCCCAGGGCAGUCCCAGCUACGCCGGGCCCAAGUUCAGCGAGCCGCCCUCGCCCAGCGUGUUGCCCAAGCCCCCCAGUCACUGGGUGUCCUUCCCCAUCAGGGGGUGUGACCACCGGGAGAUGAUGGCCUUCCAGCUCAAAAGCCUUUUAAAGGUGCAGGCCUGAUGGGGGCGGGGCUACCUCUGAGGGCACCCCCCCACCAGGAACACUUCUGUGCUGUGAUAAGUGAGGCUCAUUUUGAUCUUGACUUUACAGCUCUGCUGCCUUGCUGGUGGGUGCUGCCCUCAGACCACUCCCCCACACUUUAGCUGCUGUUUUGUUCUUUUUAUUUUGGCUACUCGAAGCAGAUUGGGUGCACUUAUUUUUAACGUGUAGUUCCCUUCUAUCACUGAUAGUCAUGUGGACACUUUUGUUUCCUUCUCCGUGGGUUGCCUGCAAGACUACAGGUGUUUAAACACGUAGUCAACUUCCCCUACCAUUUUUCAAAAUAAGAGCCUCAUGUUCUUGUUAUGAACUAAAUUGCGACGCUCAAUUCCGCAGGGAAAGAAUGGGCGGACAUCAUGGCACACCUGUUGGCUCCUGUACCUUUUGUUGUUGUUUUGACUGCGCUGUGCGCACAUGCACUAUAGGGGCCAAGCUGGUCUGGGGCCCACAACUCUUGUGUUUGCUGGGUGUGUGGAACCAAAGUAAUGCUAGGACAGCUUCUUGUAGCACCUCCAGUCUUUCUCCAAGCCAGGCCUGUGCAGCUUUUGACACGCGGAAGAGGACCAGGCUUCAGACUUGUGGCCCCCAUCUGGGCCCCCACGUCUCAGGCCGCCGUCCUUGUGGGCUGCACCCGCCUUGCUUGGACAAAGACACUCGAAGAAGCUGUCUGUGUUUGUGUGUGACGGAAGAUGUGAAACAAGCGUCGUGGUUUACAAGAAGUCACCAUGAAGUUGGGAGACGUGUCACUCGCCAGUUAGCCCGUUUUGCACUGCGGUCACUUCAUGUUCAUACGUUACAGGCACCAUACUGUGCGUCAUGUUCAUACGUCACAGGCACCGUACUGUGCGUCAUGUUCAUACGUUACAGGCACCAUACUGUGCGUCAUGUUCAUACGUUACAGGCAUCAUACUGUGCGUCAUGUUCAUACGUUACAGGCACCAUACUGUGCGUCAUGUUCAUACGUUACAGGCACCAUACUGUGCGUCAUGUUCAUACGUUACAGGCAUCAUACUGUGCGUCAUGUUCAUACGUUACAGGCACCGUACUGUGCGUCAUGUUCAUACGUUACAGGCACCGUACUGUGCGUCAUGUUCAUACGUCACAGGCACCGUACUGUGCGUCAUGUUCAUACGUUACAGGCACCGUACUGUGCGUCAUGUUCAUACGUUACAGGCACCGUACUGUGCGUCAUGUUCAUACGUUACAGGCACCGUACUGUGCGUCAUGUUCAUACGUUACAGGCACCGUACUGUGCGUCAUGUUCAUACGUUACAGGCACCGUACUGUGCGUCAUGUUCAUACGUUACAGGCACCGUACUGUGCGUCAUGUUCAUACGUUACAGGCACCGUACUGUGCGUCAUGUUCAUACGUUACAGGCACCGUACUGUUGAAUCAACAGAUGCGUAAUCGACUAUCUUUAAUUUUUUUUUACAUGGUUUUUAAAUCGGACGAGCCAGUUUAUUUGCUUUCCCCGUUUUCGAAUGUUUCUAGCCAGAUUAAAGAUGACAAAGCAGCAUUUAAAUCACGUAUUUCAGGAGCCAUGUAAAUAAGUGACAUGUAAAGUUCUUGUAGCAUAUUGUGUACAUUUGCAGGCCCGCCUUGAGGCUUGUUGACAAAAAGUAUUUUUAGUAAUAACACUGAAUGUAUGAGACAUGCUCGGGACGUGUCGACUUCAAUGCUGAAGAAUAUUUUUGUUAAGAAAAAAGGAAAAGUAAUUGCCAGUAACCUGCACUGAAGUCUUUCUGGAGAUGUUGCACAUUUUAUAUUUUGUACGUAAGCAGUGUAGGAUGCAAACAUGAACUAACAUGGACCCAAUUCGCUUCUGAGACCGUAAUGCACCACUUUGAUUUCUGGAUGAACAUUUUAUUGAAGACCCCUCCAAAGUUAAGCAUUUUUAAAUCAUGUUUCUGCUGUUCUUCCGCCAGCUGUUCUCCAUUGUUCUACUUAUUUGUUGAUUCAGUGCAAAGUGGUGCAUUGCAAAGUCUCCUGUGCUAAAUUAGAUACAAUUGGCUAUUAAUUUGAAUCCCCUCUGACAAAGUCAUCUAUGUGAAAGAAAAUGCCCUCAAUGAAGAUUUGUAACAAUUGGUUUAUAAACGCUGAAUAUAAUGAAAUCAGAUUUAAACAAAAUUUUUCAAAGAAAAAAUAAAAUCCCUUUCCCUCCCCCUAAA
This is a messenger RNA of Entelurus aequoreus (snake pipefish), 3188 nucleotides long. It is a transcript of the gene pnrc2, whose product is annotated as proline-rich nuclear receptor coactivator 2. Lineage: Eukaryota; Metazoa; Chordata; Actinopteri; Syngnathiformes; Syngnathidae. The coding region runs from base 546 to 980 and encodes 144 amino acids. Gene Ontology annotation, cellular component: P-body; nucleus. The record is from RefSeq and is a predicted model, not a curated record. Gene Ontology annotation, biological process: nuclear-transcribed mRNA catabolic process, nonsense-mediated decay. The transcript is spliced from 3 exons.